GUCAAACAGUAGAUCGUCGAACUUCUGUUCAGUACAUCUUGGCUGUAUGAGAGAUCAUAUAACAUUAGCUGAUCUCUUAUCGGGCAAAUUUUAACAAAAUGUCGUUUCACUUGUUAUUGUUGAUUGCUGCAUCGCCGCUUCUCAUCACCGCGUUUCCACAAAAUUCGGAUGACGUAGCUGUGGCUCAGGCAGAGAUGGUUCAGGUAGAUGGCUUCGUCUUUGACGGUCCAGUGGCUACCGAGCAAUCCAAUGGAGAACAAAGAAUUACAUCAACAUCCACAACUACGACAACUACCGCGUCUACUAUUACAUCAACAUCCACAACAACAACUACUACUCAAACUGAUGAUCAGUAUAACAGAUGCGUGACGAAUUGCCCGGUGACGAACGAAUAUAAUCCUGUUUGUGGUACGGAUAACACUGAUUAUACUAAUCCGGGAGGGCUGGGUUGCGCGCAACGUUGUGGAAAAGACGUGAGAUUAAAUCAUUAUGGACGCUGUUCAACAGGCAGAAUUGGAUAAUUUCCAUUAUAAUACAGUUCAUAGUAAUAAAUGGUUUUAAUGAAAGAUUGUACAAAGAAAAAUAAACAUUAAUAAGUUAAACUAA
Molecule: messenger RNA, 606 nt
Organism: Wasmannia auropunctata (little fire ant)
Lineage: Eukaryota; Metazoa; Arthropoda; Insecta; Hymenoptera; Formicidae
Product: four-domain proteases inhibitor-like
Exons: 5
Coding region: 99-521 (140 amino acids)
Molecular function (GO): serine-type endopeptidase inhibitor activity; protein binding
Source: RefSeq, a predicted model, not a curated record